Messenger RNA from Brugia malayi, 3459 nucleotides. RefSeq lists its product as uncharacterized. Gene Ontology annotation, biological process: protein export from nucleus. Bases 1 to 3459 code for a protein of 1152 amino acids. Gene Ontology annotation, molecular function: nuclear export signal receptor activity. The transcript is spliced from 23 exons. NCBI's taxonomy places the organism in Eukaryota, Metazoa, Nematoda, Chromadorea, Rhabditida, Onchocercidae. The record is from RefSeq and is a predicted model, not a curated record. Gene Ontology annotation, cellular component: cytoplasm; nuclear pore.
AUGCGAAAAGGAAGGAAACCAGCGCCUGCUGUAAGGCGUGAAAUUAAUGAAAGGCUAAUUGAAGAAAUUGAACAAAUGGCUCAACAACUUAGCGCAUCAGUACCAGCUUCAUCACCUCAACAUCUUGCAGCAUUAAUGUAUUUUAGCAAUUUAGCUAAUCGGCUAACUUUGGAACAAUGUCGUGAAAUUCUCGAGGAAACUUCUAGUGAAUUCGUCAUUUGCACAUUGGUUCAAAAUUCUGCUCUCAUUGUCAUCAGAAAAUGGACAACAUUAGAACCUAGAAUUAAAAGAGAUCAUUUUGAUUAUUUCUUAGGAAGAGCUUUAUUCAAAUAUGGAAAAUCACUGAAAAUUCGAGCCGAAAUGUUGAGAUCAUGCGCUAAACUAUUGAAACGUUCCACUUUUGAUGGCCAUGCAUGUGAUUUCGAUUCAUUGGCAUCAAAAUUUUAUGUUCUAUUUACUGAUCGUGAACCUGAAAUUCAUCGAAUAACAUACGAAUUUUUUGUUAUAAUUUUGGAUGAAUUUGAUAAAUGCUGGAAAGCAGAUAAUAUUGGCCUCCCAUAUGAUUUUCAACUUUAUGCUAAACUUGCUUUUGAGGAAAGAGGUUUGUUAGAAAUUUUUUCUAAAUGUAUACGUAUUAUUUCUCAACAUUGUGUUUUCGUUGGUGAUUUCAAUGAUUCUCGUAGUUUAAGUAUGAUAGAAUAUUUGCUACGAAUAUCAGUUUUUAUCUUUAAACGAAAUUUUGGAAUUCAUCAUUUUUCCAAAAAAAGUGGUAGAGCAAUCAGAGGACCACCAAAAACAUGGAAGCCAUUAUUUUUAUGGAAUGAAUUCUUGCAAAUUUUCUUUAAAUUACACAAAUUCUUUCGUAAUGAACGCUCCAUUUCAUUGCUAACAACAAAUUGUAUAACUGAAUUAGCAUCAAUACGUGAUGUCGUCCUAAUUGAUAUCACACCUGAUUCAAAUUUUAAAUUAGUGUCAUCAAGUGGUAUACCAUUUGUUACAGCAUAUGAUAGAUAUAUAUCAGAUUUUCUUGCAAAUCUUAUUUGGAUUUUUAAUAGUGAAGCAGUAAUGCCAGAAAUAUAUAAUUAUUGCUUGAUAAUUGUUAAUGUCUUAUCAAAUCAUUCAAUUUAUUCACUUGCACACGCUGAAGCAUCAUUUCCAACUUUUAUAUCAUUCAUUCCGAUAUUAAUGAAAACUUUUGCAGCAAAAUUAUUGGAUUCGAAACAGCGAAACGAAAAUGAGGAUGGAAAUGAAACUGCUGCUAAUGAGGCGCAAAGUGGCACAGUUACAUCACAAAAAUGGGCAUACAUUAGCGCCAUUCAGUACUUACUAAAAGGAUGGUCAAUUGUUUUGCAAAAUGCGCAAUUUGUAAAAGAGUUGACAGGACGUUGGUUUGAAGGUUAUAAAAUGACAAUGUCAAUAAUUUCAUCAUUUAUGCAUGCAAUAUUUUCUGUUCCAUUUGGUGAACGAGAAGAGAUUUCAGUACCAUUACCUGAUCGUGAAAUUUUCAAAGAAAUAUUAGUAAAAAUAGGAUUAUUUUCAUCAUAUUUCUUUGGUCAAACAUUACCAAAAAUAUUUACAAUACUUGCUGAAACAGUAGAAGAAUUUCUUUCAACAAUGGAAACACAUGUAACUGUAGAGGAUUUAAAUAUGUGGCGAGAAAAUAUGCAUUGGAUUUUACUUAUUGUUGGUCAUAGUUUAGUCGAGGAAGAUGACAAUCAUAAUUGUAUAUUUCAAAAUAGUAUAUUAAAUUAUUAUGAAAAUGUUGUAACAAGAGAAGAUAAUGAUUUUAGUACUUAUGCAUCAUAUAUUAAAGCAUGUAUUGAUGAACCGCAAGAUUUAACUGAUCCAUCAGAUGUUGAUUUGGUGAUAAAAAUAAUUGGUACUGUAUUUGCAUGGUUCUCAAUUGAAGAUAUAUUUCUAAAAGAUCAUGGCAUGGAAGCAAUAAGCAUAGAAUUGUGUGGCACAUCGCUGUGGUGCGCAAAACGUUUAAUUUCAGCGCUUGGAAGACAUAUUCAAAUUUUUGGUGGAAAAGCAAAUCAAUUAGCUAAAGUAUCAAAAGAUAUUAUUCAAUUACUAAUUGAUUUUGCAUUGCAAAAAUCAUUUCGAAUACUUGAAUGUAUGCCAGAUGAUAAAAAGAUCUGUACGGAUGCAAUUGAAUUACUUUCUACUUUAGCAUAUACAACAUGCCGUGAAACAUCAAAGAGUAUUUAUUUAUAUUCAUAUUUAACAACCAUAAACAUUGAGCAAAUAGCACUUCGUUCAUCGCUGCUAAAAGUAUUAAUACAAUUUGGCAGUAUAAUUAAUGAUGAAGGAAAACAGCAAAUUUUACAUGAAAUGAUUUUAAUACCUAUAAGAGAAAAAUUUAUGGCAGUAUGUGAGGAACCAAUAGCAACAAGUGAAAAUGUUAAAGAUUUAUUGGAAUAUUUUUGUGCAAUAGCUGAUGCAACACAAAAAUGUUUAGCAGAUUUUCUAUUUGAAUAUCUAAAACCAGUGCUAAAUUUUUGCAUUGAUCUAUUAUCACUGUAUGGAAAUUCGAUAUCAGUUGUUAAUGCUAUUCUUCAAUUUUUUAAUUGCUUCACAAAACGAUUAUCAAUCUAUUGUGAUAAUCAUAAUAAUAUGCUAUUCAUUUACGAUAUGCUAUUAGAACUUGUUCAAAUGUAUGAAGUGGAGCAAGCAGAACGAUAUAAGACAUUCGUUAGUAAAGAGAAAGCAACAGAUUUAAUUAUUUUAUUAGAAAUUCUCAUAAAUGUUUUGGAUAAACGAAAUCGACCGGUCAAUUUGUUAACUGGUAAACCAAUACUUACAGAAAGUCGUUCACAGAUUAUUGUUAUGGCAUGCAAUGUGCUAUUAGCAUUAAUCAGAUAUGAUUUCUUUAAAUUACCGAUGUUACGUAAGAAUUUUUAUCGUUUUCUCAAAAGUUCAACUGAAGUGGCAUCUGAAUGUAUUGCAAAAUUACCAGAAGAAAAUUUUGUUUUACUUGUGGACUAUCUUAGACGUGGCUUGCAAUCAGAAAGUGAAAAAGAUGAUUUAUUAUGUUCAGUAAAAGAUGUUUUUGAACAGGAGGUUUCAAUUAAUUCAGCAAAUGCAAUAACUAAUUUGGGUAUUUAUUUUACUAAACAUAUAAGAAAUGAAGCAGCAAUCAAAAAUUUUUCCAUUCUUAUUGAACCUACAUUUAAAAUCUGUUUGAAUGCUACGUGGCAAGAAGAUGUGCAAAGUUUACCUUUAUCAGCAGCUUUAUAUUCAUUAUCAUGUUGUGAUGAGGAUGAAUGUAAAACGUAUAUCAAAAAUUUAUUAUCACGUGAAAUAAAUUAUCCAAAUCGAACGUUACUACGUAGUGCUUUUCGUAGAUUAAUGGCUGAUACACCGGGAAAACGUCUUCAAAAAAGUGAACAACGCAAUUUUCAUGAACGUUUGAAGCAUUUUUUAAUUGAAACAAAAGGCCGACUUACUAUUGAAUGA